AAGCUUCGCCCCGCAUGGCCUUCUGGGAGUUGUAGUUCGAUCGCGAGCACUGCCGUCGGGAGGCUGCUCUGAGGGCUGAGGCUGAACUCCGCGACCCCGCCUUCGGCGCUCGGCUCUCAGGAUGGAUCCCGUACCCGGGACCGACUCGGCGCCGCUGGCCGGCCUGGCCUGGUCGUCGGCCUCUGCACCCCCGCCUCGGGGGUUCAGCGCGAUCUCCUGCACCGUCGAGGGGGCACCCGCCAACUUUGGCAAGACCUUCGCGCAGAAAUCUGGCUACUUCCUGUGCCUUAGUACUCUGGGCAGCCUAGAGAACCCGCUGGAGAACGUGGUGGGCGAUAUCCAGAUCGUGGUGGACAAGAGCCCCCUGCCGCUGGGCUUCUCCCCGGUCAGCGACCCCAUGGACUCCAGGACAUGGGCGGCUUUGCCAUCUGGUGCAAGAAAGCGAAGGUCCCGAGGCCCGUGCCCAAGCCCCGAGGUCUCAGCCGGGACAUGCAGAGCCUCUCUCUGGAUGCACCCAGCCAGCCCAGCAAGGGCGGCCUCCUGGAGCGGACACUGUCAAGGCUGGGCCCUCGGGCAUCCACUCUGCGGAGGAAUGACUCCAUCUACGAGGCCUCCAGCCUCUAUGGCAUCUCAGCUAUGGAUGGGGUUCCCUUCACACUACACCCCCGAUUCGAGGGCAAGAGUUGCAGCCCGUUGUAUAACUAUGGCUUCGUGGUGGAGAAGACCGCUGCUGCCCGACUCCCCCCCAGCGUCUCGUAGUCCCUCACCCGUCCGCAGAAAGAGCCCCUUUCCGUCACCCGCGAGCCUGGGGGCCACCCCGCCUCAUUACAUCUUGGGAACCUCCGCCCUGCAAGGCAUUUGCCAUCUUCAGCCACUAGGCGGAGCUGCAGCCCUGGAGGAGGGGGCAGGUAGAGGCUUCGUGGUGAUGGGGUCUCCACCCGCAGGCCCUGCCGGGCGGGGCUGGAGCUGGAUGGAAGCCAGUGCCUUUAAGUCAUUCGUGUCAAAACCUGGGGUCUGGAGGCUCCGUGGGUGUCCUGCCAAUAAACACUACCGGUUCUCACCCUCUGGAGUCCUGAUCCUGCCGCGGGCCCACACCAGGCUCGUGGAACUGAGACUCUGCCGCUCUUGCAUCGGGCAAGUGGGUGGAAUGAUGGUGGGGAGGCGGUGCUGCUGGGUCUCGUUUUUUUUUUGGUUUUUAGUUUAGUUUUUUUUUUCCUGAGACGGGGUCUUCCUCUGUGGCCCAGGGUGGGGUUCAGUGGCAUGAUCUUGGCUCACUGCAACCUCCGCCUCCGGGGUUCAACUGAUUCCCCUGCCUCGGCCUCCUGAGUGGUUGGGAUUACAGGCAUCCACCACCACACCGGGCUAAUUUUUUUAUAUUUUUCUAUCGACAGAGUUUCACUGUGUUUGCCAGGCUGGUCUUGAACUCUUGACCUCAGGUGAUCUGCCUGCCUCGGCCUCCCAAAGUGCUGGGAUUACAGGUGCCCGCCACCAUGUCUGGCUAAUUUUGUAUAUAUUUUUUUAGUAGAGAUGGGGUUUUUGCCACAUUGGUGAGGCUGGUCUUGAACUCCUGACCUCAGGUGAUCCACCCUCCUUGGCCUCCCAAAGUGCUGGGAUUACAGACGUGAACCACGUGCCUGGCUUGGGUCUCUCAUUCUACAGAGUGGGAAACUGAGGUUCAGGGAGUGAGUACGACCAGAUUCUAGAUCAUACAGAAGACCUCCUCGUCCUGGCCAUCCAUCCUUGGGCAUAAUAAUAAAACAAGUACUGUUUCUAUUGCAGUGGCCACACCCCCAACACACGAUGCACCAUUAUUACCUCAUUUAGUCUUCCCACCAACCACUGGGAAACCCAGGUUUUGUUCCCAUUUUCCAGAUAGAGAAACUGAGAUAGGAAUCAAAUCCAGAAAUUUCUUUUUUUUUUUUUGAAAUGGAGUCUCCCUCUGUUGCCCAGGAUGGGUGCAGUGGCACAAUCUAGGCUCACAGCAACCUCCACCUCCCAGAUUCACAGCAACCUCCACCUCCCAGAUUCAAGCAAUUCUCCUGCCUCAGCACCCCCCUUCUGCCCCUUGCUGUCCAGUAGCUGGGCACCAUACCCAGCUAAUUUUUUGUUGUUUUUGUUUUUUUUUGUUUUGAGACAGAGUUUCACUCUUGUUACCCAGACUGGAGUGCAAUGGCGCGAUCUCGGCUCACCGCACCCUCCGCCUCCUGGGUUCAAGCAAUUCUCCUGCCUCAGCCUCCCAAGUAGCUGGGACUACAGGCGUGCACAACCAUGCCCAGCUAAUUUUUGUAGUUUUAGUAGAGAUGGGGUUUCACCUUGUUGACCAGGAUGGUCUGAAUCUCUUGACCUCGUGAUCCACCCGCCUCGGCCUCCCAAAGUGCUGGGAUUAUAGGCGUGAGCCACCGAGCCCUGCUAUGUACUUUUUUUAAAAAAAGACACUUUAUUUAAUAUCUAUGGUGGAUUCAUUCACCUUGAACUCACAGCCAACGGCACUGAAACUCAUGUCUGCAUGAAGCUUCUCUAAAACAGAUUUUCUUCGUGUAUCACAGACUUUUUUUUUUUUUUUUUUGAGACGGAGUCUCCCUCUGGCCCAGGCUGGAGUACAGUGGCGCGAUCUCGGCUCACAGCCACCUCUACUUCUCAGUCCCGGUUCAAGCAAUUUUCCUGCCUCAGCCUCCGGAGUAGCUGGGAUUGCAGGCAUGCGCCACCACACCCAGCUAAUUUUUGUAUUCUUAGUAGAGAUGGGGUUUCGCCAUGUUGGCCAGGCUUGUAUUGAACUCCUGACCUCAUGAUCCACCCGCCUCAGCCUCCCAAAGUGCUGGGAUUACAGGCGUGAGCCACCACACCUGGCCCUUUUUUCUUUUUUAAGUAUUUUAUUUUUGGAGUGAUUAUAGCUCACUGCAGCCUUGACCUCCCAGGCUCAGGUGGAUCCUCCAAUCUCAGCCUCCUGAGUAGCUGGGACUACAGGCUACAAUGGGAUAAUUUAAAAAAUAUGUUAGUACUAAUGGGGUCUCCCUGUAUUGCCCAGGCUGGCCUUGAAUUCCUGGCCUCGGGCCAUCAUCCUGCCUCAGCCUCCCAAUGUGCUGGGAUUACACGCUUGAGCCAUUGAGCGCAGCCAUCAUGGCCUCUGGUACUCAAGAACCCUGAACAGCAUUUUGGUAUCUGGGGCCAUUUCAGUAGCCAACAAAAACCACAAGAACGUGGCCGGGCACAGUGGCUCAUGCUUGUAAUCCUAGCACUUUGGGAGGCCAAAGCAGGUGGAUCACCUGAGAUCAGGAGUCCAAGACCAGCCUGACCAACAUGGUAAAACCUCAUCUCUACCAAAAAUACAGAUUUAGCUGGGUGUGGUGGUACAUUCCUGUAAUCCCAGCUACUUGGGAGACUGAAGCAGGAGAAUUGCUUGAACCCAGGAAGUGGAGGUUGCAGUGAGCCGAGAUCGUGCCAUUACACUCUAGCCUGGGCAACAAGAGUGAAACUCCGUUUCCAAAAAAAAAAGAAAGAAAUUCACCACCCUAAGCUCACGCCUUCUUUCUCCCAUCAGUGCACGCCCAUCGACAUGUACGGUGGCUGCUGUGCCGCUGUUUCUUCUGGCUCUUGCAGCGUCACGGUGGCCCCUAUUCUGCUGCAGUUGUCAACACCCACCUGAUCUCUGUGGCCGGGCGUGGUGGCUCACGCCUGUAAUCCCAACACUUUGGGAGGCCAAGGCGAGCAGAUCACCUGAGGUCAGGUGUUACAGAUAGCCUGGCCAACAUAGUGAAACCCUGUCUCUACUAAAAAUACUGGGCAUGAUGGCACAUGCCUGUAGUCUCAGCUGCUUGGGAGGCUGAGGCAGGAGAAUCACUUGAACCCGGGAGGUCAAGGUUGCAGUGAGCCAAGAUGGCGCCAUUGCACUCCAGCCUGGGCAACAAGAGUGAAACUCCAUCUUGGGGGUGGGGGGAGAGGGCCAGGCUUGGUGGCUCACACCUGUAAUUCCAGCACUUUGGGAGGCCAAGGCGGGCAGAUCACGAGGUUGAGAGAUUGAGACCAGCCUGGCCAACAUGGUGAAACCCUGUCUCUACUAAAAAUACAAAAAAAUUAGCCGGGCAUGGUGGUGCAUGCCUAUAGCCCCAGCUACUCAGGAGGCUGAGGCAGGAGAAUUGCUUGAAACCGGAAAAUGCAAGUUGCAGUGAGCUGGGAUUGCACCAUUGCACUCUAGCCUGGUGAUAGAGCGAGACUCCAUCUCAAAAAAAAAAAAAAAGAAAACCUAAGGCUGUCAUACUUAGAGUCUCUCAUCUGUAAUCCUGACACUUUUGGGGGCUGAGGCACGAGGAUCACUGAGGCCAGGAGAUUGAGGCAGCAGUCUGCUGUGAUUGCACCACUGCACUCCAGCCUGGGUACAGAGUGAGACCUGUCUCUAAAUAAAUAAAUAAGCCAACAGCCUGGGUGCAGAGCAGAACCCUGUCUCUAAGUGAAUGGAUAAAUAAAUAAAUAGCAAAGCUAAGGCUUAUUUCUCAGCAACAAUAGCCUUUGUUAGUUGUAGUGGUGCAGAAUCCCGCCUAAGGGGAAGGGCGUUAUUUCAUCUCACAGUGAGCGCAGUGUUGUCUAAAAAAACAUCCCAGCUUUUAUCUAUCUAUGUAUUUAUUUAUUUAUUUUUGAGACGGAGUUUCGCUGUUGUUACCCAGGCUGGAGUGCAAUGGCGUGAUCUUGGCUCACCGCAGCCUCCGCUUUCUGGGUUCGAGCAAUUCUCCUGCCUCACCCUCCCGAGUAGCUGGGAUUACAGGCACGUGCCACCAUGUCCAGCUAAUUUUUGUAUUUUUAGUAGAGACGGUUUCACCAUGUUGCCCAGGAUGGGCUCGAUCUCUUGACCUCGUGAUCCACCCUCCUCGGCCUCCCAAAGUGCUGGGAUUAUAGGCGUGAGCUACCGCGCCCGGCCACAUCCCAGCUUUUAAAUAAAGUUGGCCACCGUAGUGGCUCAUGCCUGGAAUGCCAGCACUGUCAGAGGCUGAGGCGAGAGGAUCACUUGAGGCCCCGGGAGUUUGAGACCAGCCUGGCCAACAUGGUGAAACAGGGCAACACAGCAAGGCCCUGUCUGUACAAAUUAAACAUUAGCCGGGCAAGGUGAUGUGUGCCUGUAGUCCCUGCUACUUGAGAGGCUGAGGGGUGCACGGCUCCCACAUGUAAUUGCCCGAGUCUACGAGGUGAAAGCUGCAAUUGCGGAGAGCCAGAGUAGCCCACUCUCUCUGGGGGAGUCAAGGCUGCUGUGAACUUCGGGUGGACUCCAGAGAAGCAAACCCUUACUAGGGGAAUGUGUAUGUCUCAGAGAAGAGCAGAGAGGCCUGGAAAAAGAAAACCAGCUCUCACUGACCUCACUCACUGCAAGAUAGUUGUUAGCUGAAGCGUAUUAACUAAAGUGUGAGAAUUUUCACCACAGGCUGUUCUAAGUAACUGCACUCUCCCUCUGCUCUGUGCUUUGUAAACAUAUCAAAUAAAGUACUCUGAGGCAGGUCGGGGCCGAAGAGACUGAUACCAUCAGCUUUUCGGACCGCCUGGCCCAGCUUUGUA
This is a messenger RNA of Callithrix jacchus (white-tufted-ear marmoset), 5538 nucleotides long. RefSeq names its product multivesicular body subunit 12A (gene MVB12A). The record is from RefSeq and is a predicted model, not a curated record. Gene Ontology annotation, biological process: endosome to lysosome transport via multivesicular body sorting pathway; viral budding; receptor catabolic process. Lineage: Eukaryota; Metazoa; Chordata; Mammalia; Primates; Cebidae. Gene Ontology annotation, cellular component: ESCRT I complex; cytosol.